AUGCUGAAUAUGAUCACGGGAAAUUUCGUUCUCAACAUGAAACCUCGCUGCUCCCCAGUGACCGGUGAAGGUGGAUAUGAAGUCCUUUGUACCUUCGACCUCUUGGAUGUAUCCAAGGACAAAGCUGAAGUUGGCCACGUUCCAGACAACAAAUUGUCCCAGUACUUCCGUCCGAAACUGCCGUGCUCGGUGGAUCGUUUCCAGGCUGCCUUCGUGCCAAGAACCGAGUAUUGCAAAAACCACAAUUAUUUACUCACAGCUGUUUUCAAGAUGAUUAAGGCCACAAAUCCUGACUUUCGCUUCGAUGGCAUUGACAUCGUUAUCCACCGUAACACUUUGAUGCUUUUUGGGAAUACGCUCAUUAUCCGUUUCGACGAAAGCGAGACUCACAAAGAAUACUGGACUCUACCCUAUGAUGUUCAUACACUACGUCUUGUAGCUUCAACAAAGCCAUUUCAGGAUCUGCAUCGCGUCGUGAAAUACGAUCUUGGAGGCCUCUCAUGCUUGGUUAUUGUCGAACUUGAUGUAACAUUGCCUGCAACCGAUGCCACUCAGAAACCCAAACGCAAGAAACAUCGAAAAGGAAAGGAUGCGCCCAAGCGAGGAAACGCCGACAAGCAGUCUAGUACUGAAUGCCCUGCCGCCGUCUUCUAUCGUAGAGAAAAUUCACCAGAUGACCUACAACCCGAGAAUAGCUUUAUAUGGUUUACAAGACACGAGAGCUUCAUCGCUGGGAAAUACGCCGUGAACUCGGCCAGAGAUGAGACAUGGCUACAAGAUUUUACCCUCAUACGAACGAGUCCUUCCACAGAAUAG
Fusarium poae is the source of this 816-nucleotide messenger RNA. RefSeq lists its product as uncharacterized. The record is from RefSeq and is a predicted model, not a curated record. Bases 1 to 816 code for a protein of 271 amino acids. NCBI's taxonomy places the organism in Eukaryota, Fungi, Ascomycota, Sordariomycetes, Hypocreales, Nectriaceae. The transcript is spliced from 3 exons.